Pocillopora damicornis (cauliflower coral) is the source of this 1257-nucleotide messenger RNA. Its product is annotated as contactin-associated protein-like 2. Lineage: Eukaryota; Metazoa; Cnidaria; Anthozoa; Scleractinia; Pocilloporidae. The record is from RefSeq and is a predicted model, not a curated record. Gene Ontology annotation, molecular function: extracellular matrix structural constituent.
UCCUAAAGCAGCUUAUUCAGAGGUUGACAGUUCACCGGCCAUCACCAUGCUGCUCCUGCCUCUCUUGUCGUUUUUUCCUUCUUUGUUGAAGUUGAUAUGUGCCAUGCAAAACAACGCUCUGUACCGAUAUCCGACAGGCACUGUUUCGUUCGGUAACUUUGAGCGCGAUCCCUUCUAUUACUUGUGGGCAGAGAAACUUUCAUCGUCCAUGGUGAAAGAUCAGUUGGACUGCACUUUUCUUUGUGUUCGUGAACCAAAUUGUUAUUCGUUCAACAUGGCUGCGUAUCCUGAUUCCAAGGGUGUUUGUCUGUGUGAGCUGUUGGCCACAGACAAAUACAGAGAAACUGAAAAGUUUCAUGCAAAUGCAACCUUCCAUCAUUACAGAGCACGGUCUCCAUGUGAAAGCUUUCCCUGCAAGAACGGUGGUGUCUGUGUUCCUAAAUAUGAAAAGAACUCCUAUCACUGUGAUUGUCAGCCUGGAUUCGAUGGAACUCACUGUAAACGUGGAGGAAAUCGAACCUGCAGUGACAUCAAACGCUUCUACCCUAGGACUCCGAGUGACUCUUACGUCAUCGAUCCUGAUGGAGAGGGCGGAGAGAAACCUUUUAAAGUCUUCUGUGACAUGACUAACAAGGGGGGGAUAGGAGUGACAGUUGUCAGUCACGAUAGUGAAAGCAGAAUGCUGGUGGAUGGAUUUGAUGUUCGUGGUAGUUAUUCGCGCAACGUUACUUAUAAUGAAGCCAGUCUAAUUCAGCUAGCAAGCUUAACAGCUUCAUCUGCUCACUGUGAGCAGUUUAUCAAAUACGAAUGCUAUCAUUCAAUGCUCCUUUACAAUGGUGGCAUGUUCGGCUGGUGGGUAUCACGUGAUGACGAGAAGAUGAAGUACUGGGGUGGAGUCGACUCUGCUCCAUUCAAAUGUGCAUGUGGGUGGAACAACACGUGCGCGGACAGCAGUUACGGCUGCAACUGCGAUAAAAACGAUUGGAAAUGGCGAGAGGACAGCGGUUUACUAACAAACAAGUCCAAGCUUCCCGUGAUUCAAAUGAGGUUUGGAGAUACCGGUGUCCUUUCCGGUGGCGAUGAAAAAGGAUAUCACACGCUUGGAAAACUGGAGUGUUAUGGACUUAUCUACUGAGAAGUCACAAAGACUAUAUGUUGAACAUCAAAAAGAUUGCUUGAUCACUGUACUCUCUUUGCAGAACUGAAUUAGAAUGGAGGUCCAUGAUAAUUCAGAGAAAUGUAAUGAAUUGGUAAUUU